CGGGGGGUCCGUCAACCCAACCGAUCCCAGAAAACAGGGGCUUUUGUGUCUUUGGAGAAAUCAUGUCUCGCGCUGCAGGUGUGCGCGGGCCCUUUUUACUGAUUUUGUUGGAGAUAACAGUCAUCUGCACGGCACAGAGGGCUGGAGCCGGUCCUCCUGGUGUGCCUGGAAUAGACGGCAUUGAUGGGGAGAGCGGUGACACCGGUGAAGACGGUUCGGCUGGUCCUGAUGGAGAUGCUGGAAAACCUGGUUCUGCUGGACUUCCUGGAUCACCUGGAGCUGAUGGAUUGACUGGCCCCAUAGGAGAACUAGGCCUCGAUGGCCCCGCAGGACAAAAGGGUGAACCUGGCAAACCUGGACCCAGAGGAGAAGUGGGUAUUGGACCUGAUGGACCAAUUGGACCACCAGGAUCAGGAGGACUUCCGGGUGAGCAGGGAAAAGUGGGACCCCCUGGAGCCAUGGGUGUGAGAGGGCCACAGGGACCCCUUGGACCAACAGGGCCCCGUGGUGCUGCAGGGAUGCUGGGCGGAACAAUGGAACUGUGCUCUAAUGCAUGCCCAUCUGGUGCACCUGGUCAUCCUGGCUUGCCUGGAAUGAAGGGUCAUAAAGGGGUGAAAGGAGAAGCUGGAGAGCCUGGUAAACAAGGACACAAGGGAGAGGAGGGAUAUCAGGGGGCACCUGGAGAGGUCGGAGCUCAAGGCCCAACUGGUCCGCAGGGAAUUCGAGGGGCCACUGGUAUAAUUGGUACCAAAGGAGAAACGGGGCCUCGAGGUGUUGAUGGAGACCCAGGCCCUCAGGGUGUUGCAGGGGCGAUGGGGGAUCGAGGCCAAAGAGGAGGAAUGGGAGAAACUGGCCCUAAAGGUGAACAGGGACCUCAAGGGCUGAGAGGCAAUACUGGUCUUCCAGGGCCGAAGGGAGGCAGUGGUUUGCCAGGUGUGGAUGGACGUGAGGGAAUCCCUGGCAUGCCAGGUGCCAAGGGUGCCGCCGGAAAACCUGGAACUCUGGGGGAAGUUGGCCUUCAAGGACUCCCUGGUUUGCCAGGUGUGGAUGGACGUGAGGGAAUCCCUGGCAUGCCAGGUGCCAAGGGUAAUGCUGGACAAUCAGGCCUCAUUGGUACUAUGGGAUCUGCAGGUAAAGCGGGUGAGCGUGGAGAACAAGGAGAAGUCGGACCCAUUGGGUCUAUUGGACAACCUGGAGAACGAGGAGAGCAGGGGCCACCUGGGCCGAUGGGAAAACCAGGAGCCAGAGGUCCUAAAGGUGACUUGGGCUUGCCUGGACUUCCUGGACCACCAGGCCUACCAGGAAUAAAAGGAGAUAGGGGUGAAGCAGGAGAACCUGGACCAAAGGGAGAACAGGGAGCUCAAGGUGCAGAGGGAACACCAGGAGACAAGGGAGAUGUUGGUGACCCUGGCCAACCUGGAGCUAAAGGAGAAGUAGGUAACCAGGGGGAUCCGGGUAACAGAGGACCAGAGGGUGCCCGUGGGCAGCCUGGCAUUGAAGGGCCUCCUGGUAGUCCUGGACCACGUGGCAUGCAGGGGAACAGAGGAGCUCCAGGACCUCGUGGCACCCAGGGACCAGCGGGUAAAGAACCAAGUGAUCAACACAUCAGACAAGUGUGCAUGCGUGUUAUGCAGGAGCAGUUGGCCCAAUUGGCUGCCAGUCUGAGGAGACCAGAGUCUGGCGCGGUUGGACUGCCAGGCAGACCCGGUCCCCCUGGUUCUCCCGGAUCCCCAGGUGACAGCGGCUUUCCUGGGCAUGCUGGUGCAAGAGGGCUCCCGGGACUCAAAGGGCCUCUGGGACUUUUGGGUCUUAAGGGGCCGAAAGGUGAGAUGGGAGACAGAGGGGGCAGGGGACCUACAGUUCGGGGACCCAAAGGCAUGCUGGGACCUCCUGGACUGCCAGGUGAACCUGGAAAACCAGGAUACGGUCAAGAUGGGCGUGAUGGAGAACGGGGUCCACCUGGUGCCCCGGGUCAGCCGGGUGUUCCUGGACCUCCUGGUUCAGCCGGACCACCCGGUUACUGCGAUCCUUCGGCCUGUAAUCUGAGCGCAGGUGCCGCCCACCAGUCCCUCAAAGACUCUAGCAUGAAGGGACCAGGCGGAAACUAAAAACCUCACUGUUCUGGACAUUUAGAGAGACAGCUCUCCGUUACAGCUCUGCGAAAAGCACAAAACGUUAUCGCCCUUUGCAGAUAGUUUUACAGCUGUAAUGCCUAAAACACUUUGCCAACUUCCUGUGUACAGAAAACGGCAACAUUUCUUGAUCCAAACAAAUAAGACACUUUUUUGUUCACCUUAAGUUAUCUGUUGGUGCAAAUGAACUUUCACAGAACUUAUUGCCCAUCUAAUGUAAUCCAUUUCCUGUAGACUUUAGAAGUUUUUUUCCCUCAACUCAUACUAAAUCUGCUCUAGGAAGUGAACAAACAUCAAUGUGGCCUUCAGACCGGAGGCCUUUUUAAUUUCUGUGUGCCAAAGAUAAACCUGCCAGAAAUAUUGAUGGUGCUGGAAGUUCAUAACUGAAACGGCUGCCAGAGACCUGCUGUCAGAAACCAAAAGGAGAGAGGAUAUAUCUAGAUAUGCUGCAAUAUAUUCUGUACAUCAAUGUAAAUUAUUUAAAUGUGGUUUUGUAAGAAAUUCACUCCCCGCUAAAGAAUAUUGGUGAUUGAUUGUUCCAGGAUUGUGGGCGGGAAGGCGAUGCAUGACCCUUUUGUGACGUGUACACAUGAGAGAAAUGCAGAUGUGUCGUUUCAUGGUAUUUCUAUUUAUUUUAGGUGUUCGAUGACGUUUGUACAGAGGUCCAAGGGAAACACAUUUGAAUAAAUUUGAUGUUUUUAUAUGAUUUCAGAAUAAAUGUCUCAAACAUUCUUAUGCUUUUUCCUCUUUCAAGUAACACUUCCUUGUUGAAUAGCCCGACUGCACUUAUCUCAGCUUUUUCCACUCUCUUUCUCACUUAAAUAACUCAUUACAUGCCAGUGCAAAAAUGUUGGCACAAACACAUUUCGUUUGCUCUUUCAGUGUAGAUGCUAAUUUAAAUGCUGGCAAACUGACCUCUGCAAUUAAUCAGUAAGGGAGAUUUUAAGAAUUACA
Molecule: messenger RNA, 3086 nt
Organism: Sinocyclocheilus grahami
Lineage: Eukaryota; Metazoa; Chordata; Actinopteri; Cypriniformes; Cyprinidae
Product: collagen alpha-1(IX) chain-like
Exons: 32
Coding region: 63-2108 (681 amino acids)
Cellular component (GO): extracellular matrix
Source: RefSeq, a predicted model, not a curated record